This is a messenger RNA of Lolium perenne, 2010 nucleotides long. RefSeq names its product serine carboxypeptidase-like 2. Gene Ontology annotation, biological process: secondary metabolic process; proteolysis. NCBI's taxonomy places the organism in Eukaryota, Viridiplantae, Streptophyta, Magnoliopsida, Poales, Poaceae. Gene Ontology annotation, molecular function: serine-type carboxypeptidase activity; acyltransferase activity, transferring groups other than amino-acyl groups. The record is from RefSeq and is a predicted model, not a curated record.
UGUUUCCAACAAAGGCGGUGUGCCAACUGCCAAGCCUCACAAAACUACAGAGCGGGAGAGUGAGGGAGAGAUAGCCACGACACGAUGAGGACGAGCACCCUGGUUGCCUCCAUCUGCCUCCUUCUCCUUCUACCCUUUUCUGCAUCAUCUUCUUCUUCCUCCUCCAACUCCAGAUCCAUCCCCAUCUCAAAUUUCAGCUUCCCACAGCAGAGGAAUAUCAUCACGCAUCUCCCUGGCUUCGAGGGACCCCUCCCCUUCCAACUCCAAACAGGGUAUGUGGAGGUGGACGAGCACAAUGGCGUCCGCCUCUUCUACUACUUCAUCCGGUCGGAGAGGAACCCGGCAGAGGACCCCGUCAUGCUCUGGCUCACUGGUGGCCCUGGAUGCUCCGCCUUUUCUGGCCUCGUCUACGAGAUCGGCCCUCUGAGUUUUGACCGUCGCACCUACGUCGAUGGCUUGCCCAAGCUGCUUUACAAACCAGACUCAUGGACAAAGGUUAGCAAUGUCAUCUUCCUGGAUUCCCCUGUAGGAACUGGCUUCUCAUACUCCGUAACACCACAAGGAUACGAAUCAAGUGACACCAAAGCUGUCACGCAAAUUGUCGUCUUCCUCACAAAGUGGUUUGAUGAGCACCCAGAGUUCUUGUCAAACCCUUUCUACGUUGCCGGUGACUCCUACAGUGGUAUGAUUGUGCCAGCCAUCACCCUUGAAAUUGCUAAAGGGAAGGAAGAUGGCAAUGGGCCAGCUCUUAAUCUAAAGGGUUACCUUGUGGGUAAUCCAGUCACGGAUGGGAAUUUUGACAAUCCAGCCAAAGUACCGUUUGCUCAUGGAAUGGGUCUCAUAUCUGAUGAAAUGUACCAGGCAUACAAGGAUAGCUGCGGUGCAGACCAAAGCAGACAGCAAAGCCGUCAGUGCACAAGUAGUCAUGAUGUCAUUGAUGAGUGUGUCAAGGACAUAUGCCCAAACCAUAUUCUGGAGCCAAUGUGCACUUUUGCAAGCCCACAUCGAUACAAUCUGAAGCUGAGUUCAGGUGCACGGGAGAUGCUCCGGCUGCAAGACUACACUGCCAGGACCGGGCUUCAACUGUCUGAGAUUUCUACAGAGUGCAGAACGGCAGAAUAUCUUAUGUCCAGAACAUGGGCAAACAAUGAAAUAGUCAGAGAGGCUCUUGGUAUCCACAUGGGAGCAGUUCCUUUAUGGAUAAGAUGCAACUACGACAUACUGUACGCUAACGAUAUUCACAGUUCAGUGAAAUAUCAUCUCGAGGUCACUAAAAGAGGCUACAAAUGUCUAGUUUACAGUGGUGAUCACGACAUGGUCAUACCUUUCAUCGGCACGCAAGCCUGGAUCAGGUCUCUGAAUUUCUCUGUUGUGAAUGAGUGGAGACCAUGGUAUGUCGAUGCACAAGUUGCAGGAUAUACAAGGUCAUAUUCAAAUAACCUCACAUUCGCAACCGUGAAGGCUGAUCACGGUACUGUUUUGCUCAAGAUGUCAGGAUCUGUCAAGGGGAGACUGAUGCGACUGUUCUGGAUGAAGAACCGCUACCUGUAUAUGCUGAAGAUCUACCUGAGAAUGUACGUGGGGCAUUUGACCUCACAUGCAAUUUUGUCCUACGGUGCCACAACAAUCUGAAGGCGGAGAUGGACCAAAGAUUUUAUGACCUGGGUGUUAGAUUUUAGGGACCCAAAAUUCCUUAAUUCUACUUUUAUAUAUUGUGCGCUUAAGUAUAUAGUCAAAUAAAUUUCUCAGCCCAAGUUGUCUUGUUGUGCCAGCAUGCUUGAUUGGACAGUAGGUUAAGAGCUCGAUUCUCACAGUUAACACAAUUUGUUUCAUUGUUUUUGCUGUUUUCUCAUAUUCUAUUUGCAAAUAUACUGGUGUAAAUAAGCCCAGCACGUUUGUUUAUUUUUUUCGACUUGUUUCUUUGUUUUCUCACGUUUUCUGCUAUUCUUAGUGAUGCCUAUGUACGAUGCAAAUACUUAUGUAAAAUAAGCACAACUCGUUUUUUUAUUA